This is a messenger RNA of Selaginella moellendorffii, 9094 nucleotides long. RefSeq names its product piezo-type mechanosensitive ion channel homolog. The transcript has 30 exons. Gene Ontology annotation, cellular component: membrane. Lineage: Eukaryota; Viridiplantae; Streptophyta; Lycopodiopsida; Selaginellales; Selaginellaceae. The coding region runs from base 2176 to 8301 and encodes 2041 amino acids. The record is from RefSeq and is a predicted model, not a curated record. Gene Ontology annotation, biological process: cellular response to mechanical stimulus; regulation of membrane potential; detection of mechanical stimulus. Gene Ontology annotation, molecular function: mechanosensitive monoatomic ion channel activity; monoatomic cation channel activity.
CGAGUUAUGGCGAUCGCAGCGCCAUUGCACUGCAACUGGCUGGGAUCGCGUCUCUCUUAUAGGAGAAUGUGGAUCAGCAGCAGCCAGCGUAAUCUCGGCGCCGGUAGGACCGUGACGGCUGGCCUGCUGGAAGAAAUACCUCAAAAUCAUGUUUUGGCGAGCGCAGCUCUCGCUGGAUUGUCCGCUCAGCUCGUGAAGCCAUUGACUGCAGCUGUAGCCGGGAAAGGGUUGAAUUGGAAGCUCAUGCUCAGAUCCGGCGGAACACCCUCGGCUCAUGCCGCUAGCAUGGUUGCCGCCGCAACUGCUCUUGGCUUGGAGAGGUAAAUCUAUUCUCAACUGGGGAUUUUCGGACUCGCUGUUCGGCUUCGCGAUGGUAGUCGCUGGGAUUGUCAUGUACGACGCACAGGGGGUCCGGAGAGAAGUCGGCAAACACGCCGAGAUUCUCAACACAAUAGCCUUCGCGCAGUACAAAGUUUCGAAAGAACCAUCACCCCGAUCAUCGAGGCCGGAAUUGCUCGUCGAGGCACCGGUGGGAGCUACGAAAUCAUCAAACGCUUUCGAGAGAGGAGAAGUGGAUUCCAGCAACAAUGGGCCUUUCUCCAGAUCAACCAAGUUCUUCAAGACAGCGCAAAAUCUUCCCAGCAUGAAAGAGGGCGAAGUGUCGAUCCAAGAACUCGGGAGCGAGGAUGGAUGGCAGUACAUUCCACUCAAAGAAUCGACCGGUCACACAAAAUCCCAAGUUCUCGCCGGUGCUGUGUUUGGGGCCAUCCUCUCAGUCAUCUCCCACGCCAUUGGAUUGAGCUAAAUCGCCGUGGCCAGGUUGCGCCACGUGUCGCACCGACGCUGUGCGUUGCUUUAGCGUGUGAAGAGAGAGAAAGGGAGGGAGGAAUGUGGCAGAGUACUCUCCAAUAACAGCUCUUCUAGGGUUUAUGCCAGCAACGAGUUGCGUGUAGCCAUGCCGUGAAUCGGAUCCACCGCGCCUUCUGGAUUGAGCGCCAGAAUCUUCUCCUGGAUCGCGCCGGGUAAUCUCCAGGCCAGCGCAUUCUGGGAGCUGGAUCGAUCUACAGGGAUAAUGCGUGAUUUCUCGUGUGGCCAGGACGAUGCGCGUUUUUGUGAUUGCUCUCAGCCUCUCGAUAGUUCUUCUGUCAGCUGCAUUCACGAAUUGGAGCGUGAUUUCCCUCUUGUUCCUGGUCAGUUUUCUCGUGUUCCAAUACGAACUUAAAGGACAAGUCCAAUCUGGAAAACCAUGGCAAUCCUUGUGGAUGUCGCUGGGAGUUUCUUUGCUUGGAACAAUUUGCGGGGUUACUGUUGCAUUGCUACAGGCUACAGUCGGAAGGGACUGGCGGUUCUGGAAGUCGUCCAUCUCAAAAGUUUUUGGUGUUUCAAGGCUCGAUCAUUCCGAUGGCAUUCUUUUAUUUUUCCUACCGAAAAUGCUCGUUGGAGUAGUUUCUUUGUAUGGGCUACGCUGGCGAAGACGGAUCGAAUUUGGACCUCGAGAAUUUGACGCAUUUGAAGUUAGAGCUUUCUUACGGAAUUUCGUUCUUCCAACGCUGCAGAUAGUCGCGGGAUCUAUUUUCCCAUGCUGGGCAGCUUUGCCUUACUUCGUCUGUAGUUGCACUGGGCUUUUUCAUUGGUCCAUGACCGGCAACUUCUUCGGGCUCUCUUGGGGAUGGCAACCUUUACUAGUUUACAACACCAUGCACAUUAUCAUUUUCUAUGUUCGCCAAUUACCAAUUUCGUUUCCGACGCGGCUUCUACACAUAGUAGACUAUCUCGGACUCUUUGAAACCUCAUCAGCGGAAAUGACUUGGGCAAAAGGAGUACACCUGAUCUCUAUUUUAACACUCUUUGUAUUGCUAUGCUUCGCAAUUGGAGAUUUGAAGGACUUAUACCACGUAAAGCAGGCUUUGAUUGCAAACGAGGAUAAUCUGUAUCAAGGCCUUUUAAACUCCCCAAGAAGCGCCAGAUCAAGACAAUGGUGGAUAUCGGAGCAACAACGUUUUCUUGUUUUCAAAAAAGUCGCUAUGUAUUUUUUCGCAUGUGGCUUUCCUAUUUGCCUUUUCGCUCUUGUUUGCUGGAGUUUUAAGUUCGCAAGUUUCUGCGCGUUUUUCCUACUACUGUAUGUUGGAAUUAUAUUGUACAUAUUUCCAUCUUUGUUCCUUUUACGUCGCCUAAAUGGAUUGCUACUUGGUUUUAUACUCACUUGGGCAUCAUGUACAUAUAUUUUCAAUGCGGGCUUCACAGUUUUUGCCACCAGUGAAUUUGCAGGACGUCGAUAUUUGGCAGACAGUUGGCCUUUGGAAGUACUCAUCACCUGGACUUUUCCUUCUGGCCCAAUAUGCUCUCGGUGUUCUUGUUGCGACUGACUUAUUUGUGGGAAAUAGCAUUUUAAAGAGUGCCAAUGAAGUAGAAGGAAUCGCUGAAGAUGACACCUUUCGAGAGGAUGAGCUAAGAAAGAAAUGGAUUCUGUUUAUUGCGGUGAUAGCAUGGUGCCUACGAAGAAGCACCCAUGUGAUAUCACUUGUUCUUAUAUUUAUAGUCGCUCUUAGAAGUGGAUUUGUUCAUGCGGUGUAUAUGAUAUUCUUCAUGGUUUAUCUUCUUAGCUCGUCCGUGGCGAGAAAAACUCGCCAAUAUCUCAUGCUUUAUUGCGAAUUGCAUAUUUCUAUUCUUUACAUCUUGCAACUCCAAUCGAUUUCAGCACUCAUCACUGCUCAUAGUAAAAUCUUAAAGCCCGUUCUCUCUCAACUAGGGAUAUGGAACAAGGCAACAUAUCAUGAUUACAUACCUGUGGCAGCUCUAUUGUGCUUUUCUGCAGUUCAGAAUCAUGGAAUCAAAGUGAUAAGCUCUCUGUCAGCAGUGGCACGUCAGAGUGCUCUGAAAUACAGGCCUUAUGUGUUAUCAGUUUACGGUUCAAAAUCCUUUGCAUAUAAUUUCGAACCUUCCUCUACUGAAAACUGGAUCACUAAUCACCUUGCUACUGUUGGUGAGCAUUUUCGUGCAACUUACCGUUCGUUUGGAACAUAUAUCGUGUACGCCACAGUCCUCAUUACAGUCUAUGCAGCGGAGCCAAAUUAUAUUGCGUUUGGCUUCCUUGCUCUGCUCCUCUUUUGGAUUAUUGGUCGACAGGUGCUCGGGAAAACAGAAUGGAUAUUAUGGUCUCCACUUUUCCUCUACACAUGCUUGGUUUUUGUUUUGCGGUACCUCCUCAGCGUUUUUCCCGACCUGCAGCCAUUUGCUGAGAAACUUGUGGACUUGAAGGGUGACUUGGGCUUUGAUGGAAACGCGUCUCUCUUCCUUCACGUAUGGGAUUCUCUAGCUAUAUUAGCUGUCCUGCAGCUCUACAGAUUUGAGCGAUCCCAGUCUUGCUUGGAAGAAGACUCCAUUCACUUUCCGUGUUUUAUGAGCAACCUGGACUUCGUAAAGCGGCUCCUUAUACUACACAGUGGAAAAGUUUUGUUUGUCGCCGUGUUUUAUGCUUCUAUUUUUCCGGUUGGCGGUUUCGGAUUUGUCUACCUUAUUAUGCUGGUGAUAUCCUGUGCCGUGCCGAAGUCUUCUCCUUUAUCUUCUCAGCUUUUCGCUGCGUAUACUGGGCUGCUUUUAUUUCUCGAGUAUCUGUUCCAGCUGGUUGAUAGGCAGGAUGGCUGCUUGGCACAAAAUGCCGACCUUAUACACUGGCUAGGACUUCGUAAAUACGAGGAAGGUCCCUGGGGUAUUGAAGCUGGAAGCCGCAGCAAGACACUGGUUAUACUGGCUUGCAUGCUGCAAUACUGCUCCUUCCAAUGGCUAGAACAAGUACCAAGUUCUUUACGACGAAACGAGGAGCCAUGCAUGCUGUUUUCUCUACCAUUCAGCGGGAGAGCAGACAGCGACGAUCGUCGUCAGGCCACAUUCCAUCGCGUCCAACCCCACAGUCCUCGUCUUGAUGAACCUCUUAUACGGAAACCGGAACAGGCUAUCAACGCUGAAGCGCCUGAUAGUAAAAAAUAUGUCCACAGAUCUCCUUCUCUGACACCAAAGGAAAGCAGGAAAUGGAGUAGACGAGCGCUAAUUAUGAAGCAGGAGACUUACGAAGCCCAAUGCCAGGCUUUGAAAAUGUGGGGGCAGUUUAUACUCGAGAAUUUUUUCACAAUAUUCGGCGUCGAGAUGAUCAUGCUAUGCCUUCUGGUCGCAGCGUUUGCCGUUGUCAACGUCUUUUCUUUGCUAUAUAUUCUCAUACUCGCGCUAUGUAUUAUAUUGAGCAAGAAAUGGCUUCGUCCGCUAUGGCCUGCCUUCACAGUUCUGUUCGCCGGCGUACUCCUCUACGAGUAUGCAACGUUGGCAAAGCUCCCGCCACCUUGGAGUGUUUCAAAUGAAUCAACGAAACGUUGUCACGAUUGCUGGGCUGACUUGAAGGGAAAGUCGAAGUUUUGUUGGAGUUGCUGGCUUGGUAUGGUGGACGAUAGGCAGGUGCUAGUUGCAUAUUUUAUGGUCUUCAUCGUUACGUCUUUCCAGCUUCGGGCAAAUAAGUUGCUCGAAACUGUAUCACUACAGUGGACUGGCAUAUCCGCAACACACAGGGUAGCCUGGGCAGAGAUGUCUUACGAGACGACGGUUCACUGGACAUGGCUGGACUAUCUUCGUUUCUUUUUCUAUCGCCAUCUUUUACACGCUGUUUUGCUGCUAGUUUUCAUCACGGGAACAUUACAAUAUGACCUCUUGCACCUCGGCUACCUCGCAUUCUCCAUGGUAUUCUUCCACAUGCGAACUACAGUUAUGAGGAGACGAAACACUAUUUUUCUCUUCUUGAGGCUAUACAAUUUCAGUCUUAUAGUGGCGUCGCUCGUCUUCCAAGCGCCUUUCUUUGGAUUUGUAGCUGGUUGCUCGCCGUCAAGCAUCUUUGGUCUCUACAAAUAUGACUACGGCUUCAAGAUCACAGCCCGCUCUGCUCUCGUGGACAUUACAAUUUUCUGCCUUGUAAGCUUGCAGUCUCGAGUUUUCAGAACAAAGGAGUUCGAGCAGGUCCUUCGUUAUCUCGCGGCAGAGCAGUUUGAAGCGCUGGCCUGUGCUCACGAAAGAAAAGCAGAAUGGAAGAAGGAGCAGCUGCAACGAGUUCGAGAGAUAGAAGAAAAGAAAUCACAGAGGCGGUUACAGGUGGAUAAGAUGAAGAUGGAAAUGGUUCCCCUACAGCUACGUCUGGACGUGCUGAACUCUGCGAGUAAAUUCAGGGAAGCGUUUUCUCCAUCAAACAUUCCUCGUUUCUUGCCAAAUAAGGAUGCGGCGGCCUCUGGGACUCCUUCUCGGCUGGUUAACUCCAUUUCGGACAGUGCCCUGCUUGAUCACUCUGGACACCGUCGUGACUCUGGUGCUGAUUCUUGUAGAAGGAGGCGGAAACUCUUUUUGGAACAGGAUGACAACGAGAUAAAACCUGAGGUGUUGGACAGGGGAAUUAUCUUACAGAACCUGGACAAAGAAGACAGCAUGGUGAAGACACCUUCAAUGAAGCAUAGUCUUCUAUCUGGGGUUUCCUUCCUCGAAAACGGUGUCGCGCAAAUGCAUGACAUCGGAAACAAGGCACUCGCCAACCUGGUCGGGCUUCUCAACAUUGAAAAUCCAGAUUCCGAUGAAGCAGGCAGCUCUUCUGCUGAUGAAGGUGAUGAUCAAAGGCGACUACCCAAGCACAUCUCUCCUGGAAAACUUGAAGAUCAGAAGUCUCCUAUGUUUGAAACACGCCAGCGCUUGAGCAUUCUAAGCACCUACGUCUACUCACUGGUCCUUGCAAACACAGACGUUGUCUGCUACGUGCUUUUCGUGCUUGUCUACGUAUGGAACUUCAGCCUCCUUACUUUGGUGUAUCCUGCGUGCCUGUUUCUCUACGCUCUACUGGUGAAUCCAGGACCAACACAACUAUUCUGGUCAGCAAUGCUUAUGUACACAGAAAUCCUCAUCCUGCUUCAGUACAUGUACCAGACACUGGUAAACCACUGUGGCCACGACGAGCUUCCAUCAUGGUUGAAGCAGAUCGGGAUUCCAGGAAGAAACAUGAACCGGUCGUUUGUGGCGAGUGUUCUACCGCUCUUCCUGGUCUAUCUAGCCACCUUGGUCCAGAACUCUAUCAAAGACCGUGAAGGGGAGUGGAUGCUUGCCACGGACUCUAAUUCUUUCUUCACUUCCCGACGUUCGCCCGAUCUGGAAAAUCCAAACCAGAACUUUUCUGCCGGAAAGUUCUGGACGUGGAUUGCCGGCUACUGCAUUGGAAGCCUGAAAACCGUCUUGAAGUGCUGGCGUUCUCUUACGAGCGGCUCCGAAGUCCCUCCUCACUUCGUUCAAGUAAAGCUGUCCGUCUCCAAGUGGUCCGAACACGGUAUACAGCCGGAGAGAAUUGAGACCGCUUUCAACCGGCUGCUAAUAGUUGUGAGGUACGAAAGCUCCAGCAGCAGCGGUGCAGUGCUCGAAGACGCUAGCCGGGUGCGUGUGGAGAGCCUAGAGUGUGGAACGGACGAGUCUACCGCGUUCGCUAUGCUGGAAGUUAUUCAUGCAGCGCCUGCAUUGGGAGGGCCUGUUAGCGACCUCUUCACAUCCUUGACUCCGGCUUCGGACGUUGCCACAGAGAUUGUCAAGGCCAAACAGGACGGGUUGCUCGAACAGGCCAACUUUCCAUAUCCCAUUCUAUCUGUCAUCGCUGGGGGAAGAAGACAAGUUGAUCUUUACGCCUACGUUUUCGGCACGGACCUUAUCGCGUUCAUGUACAUGGCAUUGUUCUACCAAUCUUUCAUCAAGAGCACACCAGAGUUUCUCGACGUCUACCAGCUCGAGGAUCAAUUUCCAAAAGAAUACGUUUUCGCCCUCAUUACGCUGUUCUUCCUCAUAGUACUGGAUAGAGUACUGUAUCUUAGUGCGUUUGCAACCGGGAAAGUGAUUUACUAUUUUGCUACGCUCAUUUUUUUCACGGGCUACAUAACAAAUUUUGUUUGGGGAAUGGAGCUGAAGCACAACAACACUGGGACAUUCUUUCAGCUUCUUCCGCUUCGUGGUUUCUUCCUUCUCAAAGCUUUAUCUCUGGCGUUUCAGGCACAGCAAUUGCGAUUUGGUUUGCCACACAAAAACACGCUGUACGAGCAGUUUUUGACGAGAAAGAUCAACAGCUUGAGCUGGCUUGGCUUUCGUAUAUACCGAUCCUUGCCUUUCUUGUUCGAGCUUCGGUGCGUACUCGACUGGUCGUGCACAACAACUUCUCUUUCAAUGUACGAUUGGCUAAAGCUGGAAGAUAUCUAUGCCAGCCUCUUUUUGGUGCAGUGCGAUAAUAAACUUGCGCGAGAGAAGCAUCAGCUGGGACAGAAGCGAAGUAUUUGGGUCAAGUUUACAAAUGGUGUUUGCCUUUUCCUUCUAUUGAUCUGCGUUAUCUGGGCUCCAAUGCUGAUUUAUAGUAGCGGAAAUCCUACCAACUUCGUGAACGAGAUCACGGAAGCACACUUUGAGAUCAGUCUCAGGACCGCUGGUGGAAGCUUUACAUUCUACAGGAGUCAGCUUUGCAAUCUACAUUCAAUGGCAGAUAUAUUAGACAGUGGAUAUGACAUAGAUGUCGACAACGCUCUCGAUUCCUUCGACAGCAAGGACGUACAGAUGGUGUGCUGUGAAGAGGAUGCUGACUCACUUUGGUUGAUACCACCGCCGACACUGAGAAAUCUGGUGAAAUCUUUCACUGAGGGAGUUUUACUGGUUCCAUCCUGGAAUUUCCAUCGGGAGAGGCCAAAGAGCAAGGAGACUGCCACCUUCACCGGGCUUCCUUUGGCGAUCAAGCAGUUGCAAGAGGUCCUAAAUGGAACACUCAGUUCUAUCCUUGUGGCCGAUCUCUAUCCGCGGUACUUUAGAGUGACAAGCGGAGGAGAAGCUCGCUUGCUAGAGCAAACCUCCGCGACUGUGUCUGGCAACCUUACUUUGAAUAGAGAAACUCAAGCGUGGUGGUCGUUUAACGUAUCUUCAAGCGGUGUUUGCGGAGACGUGACCGGCCCAAUGGCCAUUGCGGUUUCGGAGGAAGUCCCAAAGGGACUGAUCGGCGACACGCUCAGCAAAUUCAACAUCUGGAGCUUGUACAUCACCUUCGUCCUAGCAGUCGGUCGUUUCAUCCGGCUGCAGUGCGCGGACUUGAGAAUGAGGAUUCCGUACGAGAACUUCCCAUCGUGCGACAGAUUGAUAGCGAUCUGCGAAGACAUAUACGCGGCACGCGCUGAAAGAGAACUGGCACUGGAAGAAGGAUUGUUCUGGACGCUGGUGAAAAUCUAUCGCUCCCCCCACAUUCUCCUCGAGUACACCAAAACCGAGUGACUACGAUGCGUCGUCCUAGUGCCAGCGAGAACAUGGUUUACGCGCGCCAUGGAGGGAGAAGGGAAGUACGAAUACAUGAAACUCAAGGACGCUUGCAUCGCCGUGGAGCAACAGGUAAACUUCUAUGGCGUUGUCAUCGACUACUCGCUUCCAAAGCCCACGAAGGGCAAAGACAUGAUCUGCACGAUGACUGUGGCUGAUAUGUCCUCGCCCGGCUUGCGGGUUCUCGUGUUCGGCUCCAAAGAUCACGUCCCCUACGUUAGAGCUCUCCACGACAUUAUACGUUUCCAUCGCGUCCGGAUUGAUAUUCACAAGGGAUCGCCUCAGGCGGUUGCCAGCUUGGGCAAAGCAUCCGCAUUUGCUGUGUUCGAUGGCGGCAGUGGUGGCAGCAACGAGCCUUAUCAGAUCUCGUCCAACGCAUUCACGUUCGAGGAACACGACCGAAGGAUUCUGGACUUGAUGCGAGCAUGGAGGAGCACUCAUCUUUCCAAGCCUCUUUCGACUGAGUACCUCGUCCGAAUAAGAGACAUCAAAGAACCCCACUCCUAUUUCGAUUUGUGCUGCAAGGUGCUUCACGUAAGCAGGCUGUCCGACGACUGUCCUACGUUUGUAUACGUCUGGGAUGGCACGGAUUCACCAGCAACAACAUCUCUUCCCUUUGUGGAGAGCCCAUCGCUACCACUCGUGACACUGCGGCAGUUCCCUUCGAAAGGCACCGUCUUACAAGUCGUUGUCGACUUUGCUUCCGACGAACACGGGGACUGGAUUCCGCGAGUCGGGAGCUGGGUCAAGU